Babjeviella inositovora NRRL Y-12698 is the source of this 2013-nucleotide messenger RNA. RefSeq lists its product as uncharacterized. Bases 175 to 1950 code for a protein of 591 amino acids. The record is from RefSeq and is a predicted model, not a curated record. The transcript has a single exon. NCBI's taxonomy places the organism in Eukaryota, Fungi, Ascomycota, Pichiomycetes, Serinales.
CCGAGAUUGAACUAACCACAAAAGCCUGCGCUCUACAUUAUUAUAUAUCGACAAACUGAUCCAGACGGAGGUUACUAAGCCCAAUCCAAUAGAGCUCCGUCUUUCUUUCACAUACAACGCUUAGGCACUCCGCAGCAACUCAACCACGGCGUUACUAUUUUAUAAAACCUCCUCAUGAAUAUAGCAAACGAUGGAUACUACACCACCGAUUACCUCCGCAACAACCCUGCGGCAAGGGAUGAUUUGGCCAAGAAGCAACAAUUGAAGUUUCUUCAGCAAUACUACGACCAGCAGCGUGAGUUGCACGACCUAAAGCGAGCGAUGGCCAUGAAGGAACAGGUUCUGUCAAUGCCUUCCCCCUCUGAAUGCACUUCAACAGAUAGCGUUCGUACUCCGGUCAACAAGUUAAAAGAGAAGCCAAAAGAGAAGCCAAAAGAGAAGCCAAAAGAGAUGUUAAAAGAGAAAUCAAAAGAGAAAUCAAAAGAGAAAUCAAAAGAAAAAUCAAAAGAGAAGUCAAAAGAAAAGUCACCCGCAAAAAACAAGGAGAGGAAUCCCGGCCUAGUGUUGAAGAAUGAUCCUGGAACGAUAUCCACAAAAUCAAGGCAGCUUCUUUCAGCCGGCAGUGACCUGGAAAUACAAUUGAAGAACCCCGGCAGGCAACUGAAAACCUUCAAACCAGACCGCGAACUAUCUGUGGGUUCCAAAACUAGUCCUAAUUUGGUGACAGCCAGGAACUCUCCCACGUCCAAGGUCACCUCACCUACUCGCAAGAGACGCUUCUUUUCGGCCCACAGUUCUGAAGACAGCUUCCAGGCGUUCGAAGUCCCUGACUCCCCAUACGACAGAGGCACAGAAGACAACCCCGAUUACUUGGAAUUGGAAAUGCUCCCCAUUGAGUUAAAGUAUCUUGGUGGACAAAAGUUACCCCAUAGUGAGGCUUCUACCCCCGGCCUAGGCCCUGCUCACGGAUAUAUACCCCUGAAUGAUGCUGUCUUGAACAUGGUGUUUGAAGAAAUUCCUUCCCACAGGAAGAAAGAAAAGAAGAAGGAACAGGAGACAGAGGGGAAAUCUAAGCGUGGGGCUUUCAAAAUGAAAUUGUUUGGAAAGCGCAAGGGGGACAAAGAAAAGCCACAAACGGUUAUGAAAAUCACCAACAUGGAAGAGUUACCGGAAAUCGAGGAGAAACAUGGAAUUGAUGCUGUGUUUGAAGACGGAAGUGAUAGCGAGGAGGACUUUGGAAGGUCCUUGCUCCUGGUGAGACCGAGGGAAAUUCACCAGGAAGUGGCACAGUACGGAGCCAAACCUAGGAGGGUGGAACUCUCUAAACAAACCCAAAAGCGAAUCAAGCAGUCCCCUACAGCGUAUGGCCCUAACCGAAACUUCAAUCCAAUCUGGGAGUAUAUCCUUUCAUGGAUUGUGUACGAUUACAAACCCCCAGGUGCAAGAAACCCCAUGUUUGAAAGCGUCAUUGGGGAGGAAUUGGUCAGGUCAGGUGUAGCAAGGAAAACCUCUGAAUAUUCCGGGCUACAGACUUUGGUAUCGAGAAGCAAAAAGAAAUGGGAAUGGCUCAACCAACCUACUGCUUCUCCUUUCCAUCAGACUUAUAUGCGCCCCCCCUCUGGAAGAUCCAACCACAGCAGAUCUUCUAGUGCCGUUUUUGCGGACGAAGAGCAGUUUUCUAGACUGCGAGUGAGCAGCUAUUCUGGCUCUAUGCUGACUUCGAACAGCUCUGAUGCCCUUCACGCGCUUGUGAUGCUUAUACACAAGCUUUCUCCACCAGGGCUCCGUAAAGCGGUUUUCGACCCCUUGCAGGAGUUUUCCAGCACCCAUGAGUGGGGCAGGUAUGUGGACAUAGCCCAGCUUAUUGCUUUCGUUUGGUUGGGAUACGAGCUCUACGUCGUGAUCCAAAGCUUUUUGACCUGUGUAUUGUCUCCUUUCAAGGGGCAUUGAAGAGAUACGGUGCUUUGAACUUGAAUUUAGUGUUAUUUAUUAUUUAUACAGCUUUCCUUACGU